Messenger RNA from Saccostrea cuccullata (small rock oyster), 1350 nucleotides. RefSeq names its product mucin-5AC-like. Gene Ontology annotation, molecular function: serine-type endopeptidase inhibitor activity. The record is from RefSeq and is a predicted model, not a curated record. NCBI's taxonomy places the organism in Eukaryota, Metazoa, Mollusca, Bivalvia, Ostreida, Ostreidae. The transcript is spliced from 8 exons. Bases 64 to 1350 code for a protein of 428 amino acids.
GAAUCCAUUUUAUUGACUGCUUAAGAAAAAAAAACCCAUGUCUUCUGCAGGAAACAUGAUCGAAUGAUGGCGUAUUUUUGCCCUCUUAUUUUUCUAGCCUUUAGUUUACAGUCAGGAAGUUCCAAUAUGAAUUCUCUCCCUGGUAAAUGUGACCAGGUCAUUACUACACACUGUGACAUAGACUGCAGGCAAAUCGACUCCGUGACUGGCUGCGUUACAUGCAAGUCUGGAUGUCGAAACAACAUUCAAGCGACAUCUAGUGGUGGAUCCUCUCUUUCGUCAAUGUCCACCACAGCAUCGCCGAUGUGUCCAGCGUUUCCAAGCACCUGUCCACGAGGUAGUGUGGCCUUAGUUAAUGGAUGCCCUAUUUGUACAGCCUUCCUGUUUACAAUUACUAAAAACACCGCUUUGGGGUCAUGUCAACCGAAUUUUCUCUGUCCUCCAAUGUGUUUGAAAAAGACGACUUCCGGUUGUGAUUGUGACUGUAGUAACAUGGACCCUUCACAUCCGGGGAAUCUCGGAGGGAAUCCCAACCAACAGAUGAAUUCAGGAGGUCAAGUAACGCUGAUAGGCACUGGUUGCAACACAAACUGGAUGAAUUGUCGGUCACCGUGCGCAGCAGCUGUCAACCCCACUUCCGGUUGUGUAGAGUGCAACUGUCCCCAAAUCAUGACAUCAUCGCCGGUUACACAAUCACAGCCAGUUACGACGUCAUACAGAAGCACCGCUUCACAGUCACCCAAAUCAUCAACGAUUACAUCAGCUGCAACGACGAAAGGAACUACCUCACGUGUAUCUAGUAAAAUGACGUCACGGACACCUUCUACAACUACCACAACACAAUCAUUUACAACGUCACAAAAGACAACUACGUCACAACCCACUACCACGAAAAUCACAACACAAUCGACGACACAGACCCUUUCUUCGAAAAGAAUCUCAACCACUGCAGCGCCGCCUUUCGCUGUCUCGUCAGCUUCUUCAACUAAAACUACCAAUUCCUGUCCUGGCGCUAUACAGUGUAUUCUAGGCUGUAAGAAUGGAUUCGUGAUCGAUCCUAUACCAGGUCCCGAUGGUUGUCCUAGCUGUUCAUGUAAAACGGUUCCAACAACUCUGAAGACGACUUUGUCCACAACAUCAUUUAAGCCCAUCAGUUUCCCAGCCCACUUCACGAUCUCGCCGUCAGUGACCACGCCCACCACCAUGACACGCCCACCUAGCAGUACUCUACGGAGAAUCAUUUGUCCGGGGGUGUUCAACUGCUCUAAGACCUGUUACACUGGAUACCGCCUCGACUCUCAGGGGUGUCCGCUAUGUGAAUGUGCACCACAACCAACAGGGCUGCCGUGA